Messenger RNA from Procambarus clarkii (red swamp crayfish), 4826 nucleotides. NCBI's taxonomy places the organism in Eukaryota, Metazoa, Arthropoda, Malacostraca, Decapoda, Cambaridae. The record is from RefSeq and is a predicted model, not a curated record.
CUCAAAGUGUCUGGCAGCAACCUGACGUCAGUUUGCAAGCUGGUGUUUAAGGUGACCCGCCAUGACACUAAUGAUGCCCUCUUCCUGGAAGGAAACCUUCUUGACCUGCUGCUGGAGGCCGUGGCUUGUGUACCACCCCUUGACCAGCCUGAAGCCUGUGUCUAUGGCUACGGUGCCCUCAAAUUCCUCACAAUGAACUCCCAGCUCGUCUCCAGGUUACUCAACAGGGGAAUCUUGGAGCUUCUUGUCCUGCAUAUGAAACUGAUUGUUAGCCAUCAACAAGAGACUGGAAGUGUGCCAGAACAGACCCACUAUGCCUUGGUGCAGCUGACAGGGACACUUCGCCAUGUAAGCAGCUGUGAGAGGACAUUUCCACUCCUGCUGGUGACCGGUGCUGUUCCUCAAGUGUGUGCCCUCCUUGACCACUUCUCUCAUGACCAGGAUGUCACUGCCAACGUCGUCAGGAUACUUAGCAUCAUCUCCACCCACGAGGAGUGCUGUGCUGCUGCCGCUGCCCACCCUGCCACUCUACCUGCUGCGGUGGCUGCCCUUCGCCGCCAUGCCACAUCCCCAGCCAUAGUGGUGAGGUUGGCUUAUGCCCUUGGCAACAUGAUGGCCAACUCUGAUGAUGCUAGAUGGAAGCUGUUCAGCGAAGAUGGGUUCACAGAGACGCUGCUGGAUCUAUUAAUGGAGUACCUGCGACGCGAUCGCCACCACCAGGCUGAAGAGAUCAUAGAUAAUCUCACCCCUGCUAGUGGGACCCCGGAGGAUGUCAUGGUCAAGCUGAUCCGGGUACUGGCCAAUGUAUCGGUGCAUGCACGUGUGGGGCCCGUGCUGGCUCGUUCGAGAACUUGUCUCUCGCUGCUGAUCUCCGUGCUCCAACACAAGGCUGUAGAUGAGAGUGAGGAGCUCGUGUUGUCGGCCCUUGCUACCCUCAAUAAUCUGACCUUCUACACUCGUGACCAGCCCAUCUCUGCCUUGCACACACAGCUAGCAGAGUGUCUGUGCGAGAUGCUGCCCAUGGACCACGUAGAAGGACUAGUGGAGACCAUCCGUGUGUUUGGCAACCUCACACACUUUAGGGACAUCAGAGACAUACUCACCAAGCGUGCUGUAUUGGAAGUUUUGGUGGAGAUGCUCGACUGUGAUUCCCGAGAGUUGGUGUACGUGUGUGCAGGCGUUCUUGUCAACCUUAUGUCAGAUGCUUCCAGAAGAUCAAUAUUUAAGGAUGAAAAUGGAGUUUUGAGAAUGAUCGAUGUUCUUCAGUACUUUGGCUACGGAGACUGGCAGCUGUGUAGCCUGGCAUGUCAGGUGCUCUGGAACUACUGUGCUUCAGCUGCUGAUGUUGAGGAUACGCUGGGACACAAAGAAACUGAAAAACUCAUUUUUGUCUUAGAAGAAUUUUUAGAUGAUGCGUCCUACUUUAACAACCCUGAGGUUUUCGGCGAGUGUGAUCCAGAAACAAAAGACAUUGUCUACCAGCUCUGGGAGGACUUUGCACAUGUUGCUACAAAACUGCUGGAUCGUAUAGAAGAAAAUCCUUCAGCACUCCCAGUCAUUGGACCCUCAUAGUCACUUAAUGGUUGUUCUUGUAAAUAUAAAAUAAAUAUACUGUAUAUAUUCCUGCACUAAAUUGUUUUUUAAAUUAAGAUUAGAAAACUGUUAAAUGUUACUAUGAUUCUGUAUACAAUAUAUUUGGUAAUUUCAACUGUGGGAAACAAUUUUUUAUAUGUAUGCAUUACUUAUCCAGUAGAAAUAUAGAAUAUUAUAUGUUGUCAGAGAGAGAUCACCACAGAUGUUUCUUGAAGAAUUGGAAAUAAAAGUAUGUUGGGAAAAUCUAGUGUGAUAUUUGUUAUAAAAAUGAGACGGCAUGUGUUAUUUAUAAAUAAUAUGAAUACAGUAGUAGAAUGUGUAGCACACACGGGUCCUGUAGUCCAGUACUCAGUACAGUCUUUUCAUAAUGGAAAAGGUCGCAGGUUCGAUUCCUGUGCAUGACUGAGGGAUCUGGCACAUUUCCUUUCAUUUAAUGCCUUUGUUCACCUAGAAGUAAACAGGGGUCCCAGGAAUUGGGGAAAUGCCUUGGGGCUGCAUUCUGGAUAUGAGCAUUCAUUGGUCUAUAGGGACUUUGAUAAGCCUAACAGGGUGCCUAUCUCUGACAAUGAGAAACUGUAGUGUAGAACAAUGAUGAAUAUGUACAGUACUAACAUAAUUAAAUUUAAAAACUAAUAAUUAUUGUUUGCUAAAAAAUCACUUAUAUUAAGUGUAUGUAAACUAGUUCUAGACCACCACAUGCCUGCAAGGUGAUUGCAUACUCUGUAUUAACCUUAAGUUUAUUCAGUAUUGAAAUUAGGCCUAAAGAGGGGGGAAAAUUAACAUGUGCAAAAUGUUUAACUCCAAUAAUAGAACCUAGGUUUCAUACAGAAUCUUUUCCCCUGUGCUUUGGUCACUAAACUCUACACCCAUGCAUUAGAGAACAGUAAUCCAUAUAAUGGUGACUUCUGCAGGCCACUCUGACCCUUAAAUUUGACAAGCACAGUAAAUCCCUAUUAAUUCAGUCUUUGGUAGUAACCAACAAUGAUUUGCAUGUUGGUCAGUAAAGUAAGACCAGUAACUGGAUGGAUGACCAUAUGUACACAGUCUGGCAUUUGACAUGGAAAAUCUCAAGUUCUUUUGCAUGUGCCUGAAGUUAAAUUCCAAAAAAGGGCUCAUGCCAAGCAACUGAUAAGUGUUGAGCACAAUGAAAGUGUGUUAUAAUAUUUCUAAGAUUUUUUUUUGUGAGCAAUGCAAUGGAAUUAAAUUCUCAUCCCAGUUUUUCUCAAGAAGUGUUUGCUCAAAAUAUUUGGGUAGCUGACUACAGUGUUCUUAGGCUUAUAAGUAAUGAUUCAUGACUGCUCAAAUCUUACAUAUAUGAUGGUGCCAGUGCCUUGCAGUUUUAUUUAAUUUCUUCCAUAAGGCAAGCAAGUAGAGACAGUCAAUCAUCAAUUAUAAAAAAGGAGGGACAGAAGACUAUAUUGCACACAUGAAUAUAACAACUUGAAUUUUUACUUGCAUUUGGUCUAAAACUACCACUCCUGUAAGAUACUCUACUUUAGCUUGACCUCAUUUCCUCUACAACACCCAUGUUACGGAGACCUGUGUUGUGCACAAACAUGCUCUAUAGCCAAUGUCUUUUCUGUAACAUAUCAGGAUUAUAUUUUUUGCCAUAGAAAACUAUGCUGGUUCGGACACACUUUGGUGAUAUUGUAGUGUAUUAGAGAAAUUAGGUAAGGCAUCCCUCCCUUCAACGGUGUACAGGAAGACCUUCCCCUCCUACAGGGUAUAGGUGAACCUCUCCUGCAGUACACAGGUGCACUUUCCUUGUUUUCAUGGUGUAUGAACCCAAAGCAUAUUUUAUAUACUGUAUAUAAAGAAAAUUGUAGUAAAAUUAUAUAAAUGGAAUUACUGUAAAUCAUUUUUUUAUAGAUAAAAGAAGACAUGAAUAGAAUAGAGGUUGGUUCAGUAAUAACUAUGUUAGUUGAAGACCCAAAACCAGAAGGAAGUGUGCAGGAGUAGCCUACAUGUGAGAUGAGCAAAUGUGAGGAACUAAUAUAAAUGAUCCUAAAGGGUUGACACUAAUUUGGAAUAGCACUUAACUUUUGUAGAUUAUAUGUUAUUGAACAGUUGCGGUGUUUAAUAUGCUUGCAGUUCGGAGGAAAACAAAAAUUAUGCCAAUACAAAAACCAUGGGAAUGCUAAAUAUGUUAUCUGUCCUCACACUUGAUGCACCACAGUUUUGACACUAUCAGCAUGAAGUUUUUGGCAAUUUAGGGAAAUAAUAGAACUGCAAUAUUUCCACCUUCCUAGACUAAUGAACAUCGGCUGAUAGGUUAGUGGGUUACCUAGGUUCGUAUACUUCUGGUUAGCCAAACCAGGGUCGAAGUAUGAAGAUAAUUUUACCUCUUUCUAUAAAUAUCUACAUUUCUAUAGAUCAAUAAUAUACCACAGUGCAUUAUGCAAGUUAGAGCGAUAUUAAAUAACUCGGCCUUUUAGUUCACUAAUUCAUAUAUCAUUUAUCUGGCACUGUCAUUUAUGAGGUCACUGUCACUGAAUAAUAAAAUAUACAAAUAAUUAUACAACUAUUUGAGGGAAGGAGACGAGGUGGACAAGGAGAAAGGUACACUACAAACUGUUAAAUUCAAUUCCUCUAUGGCAAGCUCUGAUCAUUGAAUUAAUUAUACUUCCAGUAGUGAAAACCCAGAUUUAAGGAGUUUGUUCUUAGUACAGAUGAGGCCCCCCCCCCCCAAAAAAAAAAAAUGAUACCAUUGAAAAAAUGACUGAUCAGAAUAGAUAGAUACCUAACAUUUAGGGAGCAUGACCAAGCAAAUAGUAUCAGCUAGAAAAAUGAUAGGAUGGAUUAUGAGAAUAUUUAAAUCUAGGGAUCCCAUCACAAUGCUCGUACUAUUCAUAUCACUUGUGUUCUCCCGCUUUAGUACUGUUUGAUAGCGGUUUUUCCCUGCAGAGUAGGAGAGAUUGCCGAAAUUGAGGGAACACAGAAAAGAUAUACAGCAUACAUACACACAAUAAAGCACCUAAAUUAUUGGGACUACCUCGAAGAUCUCAAAAUUUACUCCACAGAAAGAAGAAGUGAUCACAUAAUAUAUACAUGGAAAAUACCGGAAGACGAAGUCCUAAAUUUGCAGUGAAAAACAUACUGGAGCAAACAAUAUGCCAGGAAAUGCUGAAUAAAACCAGUGAAGAGUACAGGUGCCGUACACACCAUCAAUGAACACUAUGAGCAUCCACUAUGAACAGUCCAAAGCUGUUCAAUAUCUUAUUCAAUAUUGCUGU